Molecule: messenger RNA, 5459 nt
Organism: Anas platyrhynchos (mallard)
Lineage: Eukaryota; Metazoa; Chordata; Aves; Anseriformes; Anatidae
Source: RefSeq, a predicted model, not a curated record
AUCCUUUAUAUGUUCUGGGAGUGCUAGGCUGAUACAGUGUCAGCUGCUGAAGCUACAUUAUAAGUAUUCACUGGAAAACCUGUGACUGUGGCUAUAGGUAAAGCGGCUGUCAGACAUGGAAAUACUCUGAUACAGGUUGUGGAUCGAGGCAAGCACUCAGAGCAGCCACAUGUUGAGUGUCAGCCUCCGCAGAGCAGCUCAAGAGAAUCAAUCAGCUCCCCUGAAGGCACGGGCAGAUCAGGCUCAUGCCUAGGACUUUACCCAAAAAACGACAGGCAAAGGCAGAGCUCUUGUGCAGGGACAUGCAGUAAGACAUGUGACGUGAGAGAGGCUUGAGUUGUUUUCACUAGCUUCAGCUCCUGAGCUGCUGCCCUCUGCAGAGCAUGCUGCAGGAAGCCAGACUCCAGGGACACAGCCGCACGUGAUCCGACCCACGUCCGCCUCCACCGGGAAGGAGCCCACAGCCCUGCUCACAGCAGAUGAAGACAAACCUGUCUUGGUUGCUGCAGCUGCACCAGCUCUCUGCCACCAGCUCCGAAAGACCAGCACAGACUCCACAGGUUGUGGAUCAGUCUUCUUUCUCUUCUUCCUCACAUCUAGGAGCUCAAUCAUUUUAUGUUGUGCUUGGACUGAACACAAGGCUGCUAAAAUUGGCCUCCUACUCUCUUGCCCAGCAUUCCCCAGGCCUCAGGAAUGGCAGCUCUUCACAAUGGGUUGCUGCAGCGAGACCAGAAGGAUGGUGAUCUGUUUGUUUUAAUGCGGAAGUGGAUCUCACAGCUUAGUACAAAUAAAACAAACAAAGAAUUUAGCUGCUCAUGGUGACUUUGUAUUUUGAAGAAGUGAGAGGGAAGUCCCAUUUGCUCAAGAAAAAAGGAUGUUAAGCAUGGUCUUCCUUGAUUUCAAUAAAGGACCAUUGCAGGGAGCCAUGGAUAUUUGUUUCUAAAUGUGCUUAAUGGACAGACCAGCAACAUGGAUGACUUAGAGAUAAAUACUGAAGUCACUGGUGCUAAAGAAGAAGAAGAAAUUCUGUGUGGUGAUAAUUUCAUAUCUGAGGAAGAAGGUGGCAUUCCUAAAUCACAAGAGAGUGACACGUCAUUUCAGAAGAACAAUACACUGACUCUGCCUGGGGAGCUAUCAAGGGACUUAUCUGAAAAAGCCUUAAGUGGAGGCCAGACUUCUCUAUUUAUACACACUGGUGCUCCUACUGUUUCUAGUGAAAACUUUAUCUUGUCUAGAGGAACUGCUGUUAAUGGACCAGUUUCACACUCCACCUCAACUAAGACUUCCAUUAUGAAUAAAGGCAGUGUUUCAUUAACCACUGGACAGCCUGUAGGUCAUCAUACAGAUUCCUGCUCAACUUUGACAGUGGUUCAAGACCUUCAGCUGCCUGCAAAGAGUACAACACAAAAAUCAAAUCAGCACCAAGUUUUAUUUUUGUUACCUGAUGUAGCGCAUGCUAAGAACGUGACUCAUUCCAUUAAAAAUCUACCUACCUCUGCUUCAAUUGGUUGUGAUUCACAGAAAUCAGUAGGUAAUAGUGUAGAUAGCACUUUAGUAGGCCAAGUAGAAGUUUGUGAGGAUGAUAAAAAUUUACUGGUAAAAGAUGAUUGUGUUGAUACAUUAACAGGCAUUUCCUCAGGUACAGGUGGUUUCAGAUCGACAUGUGAUCCCAGCUGGGAUCCACAGAAAGAGUUUAUACAGUUUCUUAUGACAAAUGAAGAAACAAUAGAGAAGUCUCCAAUUCACUGUAAAGUAGGUUUAGAAAAAAAGAGAAAAAGAAAAAUGGACGUUAGUAAAAUAACACGCUAUACUGAAGACUGUUUUGGUGAUACAGGUUAUAUUCCUAGUAAAUCAAAACUGCUAAGUGUUGACUUCUUAGAACAGAAUGAAGAGCUACAAAUGGUAGAACCACAACAAUAUUCAUUGAAUAAAGUAAAGCCUGAAUCCACAGAUGAAGAGCUGGAAGCUGUUGAUGCUAUCCAACAACUCAUUUAUAGUCCCACUGGUAGCUGUGCAGAAGAUGCUUCUCCUGUUCACACUAGCACUUUUCUUUCCAAUACUUUAAAAAAUAAAUGUGAACAGAAUGAUUCUGAAUCACCAUCUACUUUCAGUACCGAUGAACCAUCAUUUUAUCCCUGUACAAAGUGCAAUGUGAAUUUUAGGGAGAAAAAACAUCUGCAUAGGCAUAUGAUGUACCAUUUAGAUGGGAACAGCCAUUUCCGACAUCUCAAUGUCCCGCGGCCCUAUGCAUGUAGGGAAUGUGGAAGGACAUUUCGAGAUCGUAAUUCACUUCUUAAACAUAUGAUAAUUCACCAGGAAAGAAGGCAGAAACUGAUGGAAGAAAUCCGUGAGCUUAAAGAACUUCAGGAUGAGGGUAGGAGUGCACGGUUACAGUGUCCCCAAUGUGUAUUUGGUACUAAUUGUCCCAAAACAUUUGUGCAGCAUGCAAAGACCCAUGAAAAAGAUAAAAGAUACUAUUGCUGUGAGGAAUGCAAUUUCAUGGCUGUGACAGAAAAUGAACUUGAAUGCCAUCGAGGGAUUGCUCAUGGAGCAGUAGUCAAAUGUUCCAUUAUUGGUAGUGACAUGUCCCAGAGGAAAUCACAGAAAAAGGCAUCCAUGAAAGAUCCAUAUUUAGGAUCCUCAAAGAAGUCAGCAACAUACAUGUGUAAGAUGUGUCCAUUUACAACUUCGGCUAGAAGCAUUUUAAAAAAACACAUGGAAUACCUGCAUCCAACAUCUUGCAUCGAUCCCUUUCGUAGCCAUCUUAGACUAGAAAAGAGGAAAGGCAGCAUUAUAGAAGAAUCUUUAGAUUUUGGUAGCAGGACAAAACAGUUGAUGAAACAAUCUUCUACAUUUCCAAAGAACUCAGUUUUAAAACAGGAUGUAAAAAGAUCUUUUGGCUCUACUUCACAGUCCAGUAACUUCACCAAACUUCACAAGAGACCCUACAGGAUACAGAAGGCCCGGAAAAGCGUUUCACAGUCAUCUAAACUUAACUCUGCUGAAAAAAAAGACAGCUAUGAAACGGAGGAUGAAAGUUCAUGGGAUAAUGUUGAACUAUGUGAUUACACUACACACUCUGUGGAGGAUGAAUCUUACAGUGAUAUUAAUCAGGAACAUGUAAGCCUAUUCCCUAUAUUCAAAGGUAAAAUAGAAGAUCAUGAAGCUGUUGAUAAAUCUUCGCUUAGUUACGAGCAGAAUGAUGGCUUUUAUUUUGAAUAUUAUGAAGAUGCUGAGGGUAGUAACUUCCUCCGUGAGCUGCAUGAUCCUCAGAAUUUAGAAAAUGUAGGAUCAGCAUUGCCAAAACAUAAUUCAGUUUUCCAUUGGACUGAUUUGUCGCUUGAAAAGAAGUCCUGCCCAUACUGCCCAGCAACCUUUGAAACAGGUGUUGGAUUGUCCAAUCAUGUCAGAGGGCAUCUUCACAGAGCUGGAUUGAGCUAUGAAGCCCGUCAUGUUGUUUCACCAGAACAGAUAGCAACGAGUGACAAAAUGCAACAUUUUAAAAGAACUGGAACAGGAACUCCUGUUAAGCGUGUUAGAAAAGCUUUAGACUGUAAGCAAAAGAAGUCAAGGUCAAGAUCUGGAAGCAAGAAAAAAAUGCUGCCAUUACCUCAUAGUGCUGAUGAAGUUUACAUACUCAGAUGCAGGUUUUGUGGUCUGGUCUUUCGAGGACCUUUGUCUGUUCAAGAAGACUGGAUAAAGCACUUGCAGCGACACAUUGUCAACGCAAAUCUUCCACGGACUGGAGCUGGCAUGGUUGAAGUCACAUCACUACUUAAAAAACCUGCUUCAAUUACUGAAACUUCAUUUUCUUUACUGAUGGCAGAAGCAGCAUCAUAGAACAAGGAAACAUUUUAAAUUUGAAUUGGAUGUAAAUUUGAAAUACUUCGUCAUUUUUUUAAAUAAGUUGUUACACUAAAUUAUGUUUAUAAAUCCUAAAGACAAAAAUAGAGGAAGUGGAUUACAGUAACAUCAAAAUAAAUUGAAUACUUAACAGUUACAGUAAGUAGUCUUUAUAUUUUAUAUAGGGUGGAAGAUGUGUUUUUAAGGUUUAUUAUGUUUUUGUCAGUUACUGUGUUCACUAUCAAUACAAAACCAUUACGUGUAUGGCAGCCAUUUUUAAAUCGUUGCACAUGGGUACUUAAGACAGAUUUUAAUAAAAACAAAGAAACCAUGUUCUCUGCAGUGUUACCCAAAUCAAGGCUCUGUUUAUUCCAAAAAGAAUUACAUAGUAAAAUAAGAUAUUAUUAUAUUUUGUUUGUAUGUAUGUAGUGUUUUGUAUAAUACCAAGAACUGCUAAUACAAUUUACUCAAAUUAGGGCAUUAAAUACCAUGUACUUCAUAGUUCAAGAGACUGUUUCAUUCAAAUAGGGCAAUUAGUACUCUUCUAUCUAGGUGUGUAAGUGUUUUUUUUAAAUCACAUGAGGCUUUUUGUACUAAAAAGUGGAGGGAAACUUGUUUAAACAAAUUUCUAAGAUAAAUAUGUACAUAAUACUGGAAAUUUGUGGUAAGGAAAUAUUCUUUACUUCAGUUGCAUUUCUCACUGACAACAAAGUGGUGCAUCCAUGCUACCUCCUACUUGUCAACAAAGAUGGUAUUUACCCUUAUGUUUUUGUAUCAUAGUAGAUUCAAUCCAACUUUCUUUAUUACAAAGCAUCUUGUUAACAAGUUUGUUUCUUUAUGAUGAUUUACUUAAGGUCUGACAUGCUUACAGAAGUUUCCUCUCUACUAUUUUAUUUAACACUGUAGAAAUGUACUAGUAAGCAUCGCUCACUACAUGGUUAGAGUAGACUUUUCAUUUAUUAUUCUGUUUAAAAGAUUGAUCAUUUUAGAAAAUUUGAACACAGAUGGAAAUGUUUCUACAUAUGAAGAGAAUGUUUACAACUUAAAUUUUAGAGCUUGUUUUGGAUGUGAUUAUAUGUAUGAAAACUGUAACACUAUGCUCAUGCUAAGGACCUACUUACAGAAUUACUGAAAUAAAUGUGCUGUGAGGAUGGAAAUACGGUGCAGGUGUCUUGGUCAUGCUGAAUUGUGUUUGUUCAUUCAAGCUGUCUUCAGAAAACGAUUUUUGUUUAAAUCAUAAGUCAGAUUCCUCUACAAAUCAAUUUUGUAUGCAAGUAACAUUUCAUUUUACUCAUAUAGGGUAACUAAUACUGUAGUUAAGCCAAGGAUAUGCAUUGAUAUUUUCUUUAUAUGUAAAUAAAGUUAAAAGCAGUUAAAACAAGAGGAGUAUUUUGGUAGAGUAUAUACAUACCUCACUGCCAGUGAAAUUGCUUUCCUAUGGUAUAUCUCCUUACCAGAAAAAAUCUCUAAAUAAAAAGGUUUAAAGAAAAUCUACAUGUCUAUAAUGUGAAGCGUUUAUUUGCUUUGUGUGAAUUAAGUUUGUGAAACUGAUUUGUCUUGACGAGAUUAAAAUACUCACAUGAUCUUAAGUAAAAAUACAUUUACUUGCAAUAAAA